AUGACAAUGCCAGAAUACGACGAAUUACUACAGGCUGCUCUGUUUCGAUCUCAGCUAGAGUUCACCGGUGUUAAUGUGAUAGAGCGAUAUACAGUCUUAUUAAGAGAUGGUGAAACAACGGCUACCAUAUAUCCUAUACACCAAGUAGAAGAUAUGCCACCCGGAUUACUAUUAUUUCUUUGUGAUGAGUAUAAUAUGGAGAUAGAUAGAGGAGAUACGGUUGCAUUUUUUGAACUGUUAGAUGUUGAACAGUUUCAAACUUAUUGGUUCAGUCAUUUUGCUGGUGUAAUGGUAUUAGGAGAUCUGCCAACUUUACAAGGAGUAAGAGAAUGGGAAAAGGAAUGUUUAGGUACAUUUUUUAUAAAACCUAAUUAUCCUGGAAGGGCAUCUCAUAUAUGUGCUGGUGGGUUUUUAGUGAAUGCUGGUAUUAGAGGUAAGGGUAUUGGAAAAACUCUUGCUGAUUGUUAUUUACAAUGGGCUCCUCGUUUAGGUUACACUUAUUCAAUUUUCAAUUUAGUUUUUGAAACAAAUGUUGCUGCCAGACGAAUAUGGGAAUCAUUAAAUUUCAAAAGGAUUGGAAGAAUAAAGGCAGCAGGGAUUUUAAAAGGACAAGAUGCAGCAGUUGACGGGAUUAUUUAUGGACGAGAAUUGAUUUCCACUAGUGAUUCAUCAAUUGGUGGAUAUCGAUUUGAUAAGAUAAGGUAUUAUUUAGAAACAGGAAAAUAUCCUGCUAUGGCUGAUAGACUGGAAAAAUCACGUUUACGUUCUUCAGCUUCACACUAUAAAUUGAUAGAUGGGAAAUUAAUGUUAAGAGGUAAGGAAGUGGUGAGUGAUCCUUUAAGACAAUUACAAAUCUGCAAUGAAGUGCAUGCCACAAGUCAUGGAGGUAUAAAUAAAACCACAUCUGUAAUCACUGAAAAGUAUCAUUGGACAAGAAUUAAAGAUACAGUAGCUACUGCUAUUAAAAAUUGUCCUGAAUGUCGAGGAGAUGCUCCGAAGGAACAGCCUAUUGCAAAGAGACCGGUACCUAAGAAGAUUCCUAACAUCCCUUCAAAAGUAAUGAGAAGUAUAAGAGCAACUAAAAUGAUUCAUACCCAACCAAAUAAUCCUAAUGCAAGACAUCUCAUGGGAAGUAACACAGAACACCAAGAUGAAGUUGAAGCAUUGGUAACAGCAGAAAUCCAGCAGCGACUGGAUCAAAGAAAUGUUGAUGAUCUUUUAACUCAUGAUUUAGCAUUUAAUGAUAACAUCUAUGCAGCCGUGGUUCAAGUUCAACGAGAUCACGAACAUCAACAAGGGCCAUCAGUUCAACAACACCGUGAAGUUGACGUCCGAAGUCAACAUGGACAACAACUGCAACUGCAACUGCAACUGCAACAACAACCGCAACAACAACUGCAACGACAAUCACAACCACAACUGCAUCAUCAACAACAACAACAACUACAACUGCAACAACUGCAACAACUGCAACAACUGCAACAACUGCAACAACUGCAACAACUGCAACUGCAGCUUCUUCAUUCUUCCUCUGGGAACCAUAAUAAUCUGACCCAACCAUAUUCUAACGAGACAACUGACUCACAUGAAGCUAACCAAUUUCAUUCAUUUAAUUCCUUCAAUAAUGCAUAUACGCAUUCUAACUCCGGUCAGUCCAAGCCCAAUGGCACUUUAGUGGUUGGGACAGAUUAUCACACCAAUGAUGCCGAUGGAAGAGAGGAAAUUGAGAUUGCCAGAGCUUUGAUCCAAGCUAAUGAGGAUGUGAAUCACCACCAUCGAACAAAGGAUAACAGUCCAAGUAAUACCAAUUUAGAUCUUUAA
Molecule: messenger RNA, 1821 nt
Organism: Lizanozyma spartinae
Lineage: Eukaryota; Fungi; Ascomycota; Pichiomycetes; Serinales; Debaryomycetaceae
Gene: SPT10
Product: Spt10p
Exons: 2
Coding region: 1-1821 (606 amino acids)
Molecular function (GO): acyltransferase activity, transferring groups other than amino-acyl groups
Source: RefSeq, a predicted model, not a curated record